Messenger RNA from Nematocida minor, 1731 nucleotides. RefSeq lists its product as uncharacterized. The transcript has a single exon. Bases 1 to 1731 code for a protein of 576 amino acids. Lineage: Eukaryota; Fungi; Microsporidia. The record is from RefSeq and is a predicted model, not a curated record.
AUGAUCUCGCGAAAGAUACUCCUGAAACAAGUCCUGCUCCUAUCAUCAGUUGCUCUGGCUUAUUUAAAAGUGGCCAGCUGUUUGCCAGAGAAUAGAUAUGACCAUUGGUAUAAUACAGAAUACUUUUGGAACAAAAAGAUAAGCUAUAUCAAUAAACAAGUUAAAAUUCGUGCAGAGUUUCUUAAGAGAGCUGAGUCUAUUGCCAACUCUGAGAAAAUGGGAUUAAAUUUUAAUGCUGGUGAGUACAUAGAGAAAGGAAAAAAGAUUAUGCCAGCAAUAAAAGACGAUUUAGAGUCUAUUAAAACAGAUUUUAAGCUGCUCAAAGACUUACUUAAAACGCUAAACAAAGUAAGCGGCAGCAUCAGAAAAAGAAAAAAUAAUCCUAAUAGUGCAAUAGAGGCUGCUUGUGAUGAACCAAUCGAAAAUUAUUUCAGUACCAGAAGAGAAAUUAACCCAAGAAUAGAGCAUUUAUUGUCAAUAAUGCACAAUAGAAACAAGUUGAUGUUUGAUAAAAUACACGAAUUCAAUUCAGAGAUGCUGGAUUUCAUAGAAGAGUACAGCGAAGAGAAGUAUAAAGACACCAAGAUGCAAGAAUUGCACAUAUUCAGGCUGGCAAAGAGAAACAAGGUGCUCCCCACCAACAUAAUAUUCACUUUCUUCGAAAUAGACGCAAAAAGAUUUUUAACAGAUAAGAGAGCUUACAAUAAGCAGUUUGAAGAAAUGCUUGGUUUCUUGGACAGUCUUAUUUAUGACAGCACUCCCAUUUACACCAAUUAUAUAGUUCCUACAAUAAAAGAAGUCCUAGACAAGAAAACAAACCCACUGGUCUCUGCGAAUAAGUUCUUUCCAUCUGUAUUGCAGGACUAUGGGUUGUACACAGAUAAAGAUGACACAACAGUCUAUACGUACUUCAAGCUUACAGAAAAUGCUAUUUCUAACGAGGAAAUAAAGAACUACAGAGAUAUUGCGCCCAAGCAGAUUAUAAAGCUGAUAAUGACCGAACACUUAAUGGACGGGCAUCUGCUAAACUACAAAGAAAACUGCUUGUUUUCUAACUUGGAGAAGAUAGUAUCAGACAUGGAGAAAACAAAGCAGGAUGCAGCACUCAAUGCUCUGAGCGUGCUGUGGAAUGAUUGGUAUUGCUCUUCUGUUAAAAGAGUGACUCCAGAAGAGUUCUGCAAAAAUAAUACUGUCAAUGUCAAGAAUUUAAGAAAACUAAAACAAGCUCUUAUAUACACCAUUAGGUGGGUGUAUACAAUAGAUAAAUCAAACUUAGAAGGAUUCGCUGCAUUAUCAAGAGAAGAGAUAGCAAAAGAACUGCACUACGAUCUAUCAUAUCUACAUCCUAUGUGGUACAUGAUUAAGAGAUAUGAAAGUAUUGCUCACCUAGACACGCCAGAUCCCAACUGCAGCAGUAACUUAUUCAUAGGAGUAGGCGGAAAAGAUAGCUUGCUUAUAGUUAGACCGCACAAAAUAAGCAAAAACGAUGACUGUUUAAUACGGGCAGAGAAUAUGAGAGACUUUAUGAAUACGUUUACUUCACUGACUUUGUUUGAAGUUGAAUGCUUCUACAGACUUCAAGAUGCCGACAAAUCUCAAGAAAUAUACCAGAACUUCCUCGAGUGUUUGGAAAUACCUCUAAAAAUUAAAAACAAUACAUCUCUUAUUGAAGAGCCCCAAGAAAAAGAGGUAGAGCGAGAGUUCAAGAAAAUCAAACUAUCAGACAACUAA